GGCUUCUUCCGGCGGAGCCAGCAGAGCAGCCUGAGCUACGCGUGCAGCCGCCAGCAGAACUGCCCCAUCGACCGGGCGAGCCGCAACCGCUGCCAGCACUGCCGCCUCCAGAAGUGCCUGCGCCUCGGCAUGUCGCGGGACGCCGUCAAGUUCGGGCGCAUGUCCAAGAAGCAGCGGGACCGGCUGCACGCCGAGGUGCAGCAGCAGCUGGAGCAGCGGGAGCGGGAGCAGGGCGCCGAGCCGGGUGCCGCCGCCGCCGCCGCCUUCGCCCUGGGGCUCGCCGGCGGGCCGCUGGCCCUGGGACGCCGGGGCCACCCGCCGGUCCCCUCGGCCGCCCACGGCCGCUUGGGCGAGGCGCUGCGUCCCCUCGCCCGGCACGGCAGCCCCGAGGCCGGCAAGGCGGAGAGCAGAGCGGGCGCCUUGGGUGGCCUCGAGCCCCGGCCGGCGCUUGAGCCCCAGCUGGAGCCGGGCCGGGCGGCCGGGGCCAAGCGGGGCCCCGAGGGACCCGGGGACGUCCUCGACUCCUACACCGGCGUCUGCAGCCUCCUGGAGCCCCCCAGCACUUCCGUUGUGGACAUCGAGCGUCUCACCCAGAACGUCCUCAAGUCGCACCGGGAGACGUGCCAGCUCCGCGCCGAGGACCUGCAGCUCCGGCGCUGGGAGACCUUCUCCCGCGACGAGGUCAGCACCUACCAGAAGAAGUCCACGGAGGAGAUGUGGGAGCGCUGCGCCUGCCGCAUCACCGAGGCCAUCCAGCACGUGGUGGAGUUCGCCAAGCGCAUGGGCGGCUUCAUGGAGCUCUGCCAGAACGACCAGAUCGUCCUGCUCAAGGCGGGUGCCAUGGAGGUGGUGCUGGUGAGGAUGUGCCGGGCCUUCAACUCGGACAACCGGACCGUCUUCUUCGAGGGCAAAUUCGCCGGGCCGGAGCUCUUCAAGUCCCUGGGCUGCCCCGAGCUCGUCGGCUCCAUCUUCGACUUUGCGCACGGCCUCUGCUCGCUGCACUUCUCCGAGAGCGAGGUGGCCCUCUUCACCGCCCUCGUCCUCAUCAACGCCGGCCGCCCCUGGCUGCAGGAGCGGGCCAAGGUGGCCCGGCUGCAGGCAGACCUGGAAGUCGCCUUCCGCCUCCUGCUCCGCAAGACCCACCGCGAGGGCAUCCUGGCCAAGCUGCCGCCCAAGGGGCGCCUGCGGGCGCUGUGCUCGCAGCACGUGGAGGAGCUGCAGGCCUUCCGGCGCCUGCACCCGGGGGGGCUCCACGCCGCCUUCCCCCCCCUCUACAAGGAGCUCUUCGCCUCCGAGGUGGAGCCCCCCGGCGCCCUCUGAGCCGGCACCGCCCGGGCGCCCGGACGCCUGGGUCCUCGCCCGGCCCUGCCCCCCCUCCCCCUGCCCGGGGCUGGGGGCGCGGGGGGGCUCCAGCCCCGGGGGGUGCUGUGUCAGCCGGCGGGCUGCUUCACCUGGGGGGGCUCCAACAAGCGAGGGUGCUGCGUCACCCGGAGAGGCUCCAACACUCAGGGGUGCUCCAACACCCAGAGGUCCUCCAACACCCAGGGGUGCUGUGUCACCCGGGAGGGCUGCUUCACCUGGGGGGGCUCCAACAAGCGAGGGUGCUGCGUCACCCGGAGAGGCUCCAACACCCAGAGGUCCUCCAACACCCGGGGGUGCUGUGUCACCCGGGGGGCUGCUUCACCCGGAGAGGCUCCAACACUCAGGGGUGCUCCAACACCCAGAGGUCCUCCAACACCCGGGGGUGCUGUGUCACCCGGGGGGGCUGCGUCACCCGGAGAGGCUCCAACACUCAGGGGUGCUCCAACACCCGGAGGUCCUCCAACACCCAGGGGUGCUGUGUCACCCGGGGGCGCUGCGUCACCCGGAGAGGCUCCAACACUCAGGGGUGCUCCAACACCCGGAGGUCCUCCAACACCUGGGGGUUCUGUGUCACCCGGGGGAGCUGCUUCACCUGCGGGUGCUCCAACAAGCGAGGGUGCUGCGUCACCCAGAGAGG
This is a messenger RNA of Dromaius novaehollandiae (emu), 1999 nucleotides long. It is a transcript of the gene RORC, whose product is annotated as RAR related orphan receptor C. Gene Ontology annotation, molecular function: nuclear receptor activity; oxysterol binding; RNA polymerase II cis-regulatory region sequence-specific DNA binding. The record is from RefSeq and is a predicted model, not a curated record. Gene Ontology annotation, biological process: regulation of transcription by RNA polymerase II. Lineage: Eukaryota; Metazoa; Chordata; Aves; Casuariiformes; Dromaiidae. Bases 130 to 1320 code for a protein of 396 amino acids. The transcript has 8 exons. Gene Ontology annotation, cellular component: nucleus.